AGAGCUAAGUCUUAGAAUUUCACACUAGAUGAUCACUGUGCAAUGCGGAUGCGAUGUAAUGGUUUGAUUGUCACUUCGCUGUGUUUGCUCCUGGUUUCAGAGUUUUUCAUGUCAAAGUCUUUCUUGGUUGUUGACGGAUCCCCACGAUUGGGCUUGGGGUUAGCUGCUUUGGGACGGCCUGGCUACAUCAAUCUCGGUCGUGUUGAACACUUGUCUCCGGCAGAGACACGCACCCCUGAAGCAUUGCGCGAAAGGGCUUGGCAAGUACUUGAUGCUGCUUGGGAUUUGGGCAUUCGUUACUUUGAUUGCGCAAGAAGCUAUGGUCGCAGUGAAGAAUUUCUCUCUGGCUGGCUGAAGCAGAAGGAACUCAAGAAAGAAGAUGUCGCUGUGGGUUCGAAGUGGGGCUAUCGGUAUACCGCAGACUGGAGAGUGGACACUGGAGGAGAACCUCAUGAGGUAAAGGACCACUCUUUGUCGCACUUAGAGAGUCAGGAAAAAGAGACGGACAGCUUUUUGGGGGAACAUUUGCGCCUUUAUCAGAUCCAUUCAGCUACUCUAGAGAGUGGUGUCCUGGACAACGAAGAUGUACUCAAAAGGCUUCAGAGCCUGCGUGAGGACAAAGGUUGGCGAAUUGGCCUUAGCCUAUCUGGAGUUGGGCAGUCCAAGACUCUGCAGAAGGCUCUGGAGACCGGUGUCUUCGACUCUGUACAAGCCACAUGGAACUUGAUGGAGCAGUCUUGUGGGCCAGCUUUGAAACAGGCACAUGAUGCAGGUCUGGAAGUCAUCAUAAAAGAGGGCAUGGCAAACGGUCGGAUUCUCCAAAGUCCAGUGCUUCUCAAAGCUGCCGAAGCGAUGGAAGUUGCUCCUGAUUCUUUGGCGCUUGCGGCGAUUAUGGCCCAACCUUUUCAACCGAUGGUCCUCUCGGGUGCAGUGACAAUUUCCCAACUUGAGAGUAACCUAGAGGCUGUUGCACUUUCGGAACAUUUAAAAGGCAGCACGGCACUCUCAUCGUUGAUGUCUGAGUCGAUCAUGGAUCCAGAAGCCUACUGGAAGGAACGUUCAGCCCUGACUUGGAACUGAAGCACUUGAAAAGAUUUAGAGCCAACAAACUCAGAUCUAUCAGCAAUCCAUCUACCAAGAAUGCCAGACUGUUCCGGAAAGACCCGACCGGUUCUGAAAGUUUUCCAGACCCUAGAUUGAUCGAAAAAGCGAACAACUGGACUCGCGAGUUUCUGCAGAGUCCUUACCAGGUUGGUGCAUGUUGUGUUUUGACUCGGAUAUUUUGCGGAAUUUGACUGGUCUUGCUGCGAUUCAAUGUGGAUCCUCUCUUGGAAUCUAAAUGAAGGGUAAGUGCAAUAUAUCAGCGAGAGAGAACAAGGGUCUCAUGGACCUCAUUGAUCAUUUGAGAAGAUGCACUCCAAUGCAAGGGAGAUGCUGUAGAUUUGCUGAUCCAGCAUGCGAAG
This is a messenger RNA of Durusdinium trenchii, 1463 nucleotides long. The record is from the annotation of a GenBank genome assembly. NCBI's taxonomy places the organism in Eukaryota, Dinophyceae, Suessiales, Symbiodiniaceae.